GGUAGGGGGGAGAUGAUGGAGAGGAAUUAUGGCGGUGGAAUUGGAGGAGGAGGGUGCUUCCCGUACGAGAAUGGGGUGGUGAUGACCAGAGACCCGAAGCCGAGGCUGAGGUGGACGGCUGAUCUCCACGACCGGUUUGUCGAUGCUGUCACUAAGCUUGGUGGCCCCGACAAAGCAACUCCCAAGUCUGUGUUGAGGUUGAUGGGCAUGAAGGGCUUGACAUUGUAUCAUUUGAAGAGCCAUUUGCAGAAGUACAGACUUGGACAACAAUCAAGAAGACAAUGUACGGCAGAACAAGCCAACGAGAGCAGUGGGGGCACAUGUGUACAAUUUGGUAAUCAUUCCUCAGGGACCAGUCCCAAUUCUUCAAGAGGUGAUAAUGAACAAGGAGAAAUCCCAAUUGCAGAAGCACUCAAGUGUCAGCUUGAAGUUCAGAAAAGAUUACAAGAGCAGCUUGAGGUACAGAAGAAACUGCAGAUGAGAAUAGAGGCUCAAGGGAAGUACUUGCAAGCUAUAUUAGAGAAAGCCCAAAAGAGUCUUUCCCUUGAUAUGAAUGGCCCUAGUACUAUAGAAGCAGCAAAGGCACAAUUAACUGACUUCAAUUUGGCCUUAUCAAGCCUCAUGGAGAAUAUGAAUGAAGGAGAUAGAAAAGAAAAAAUGCUACAGAUGAAUGAAAUUUACAGAAAGGCCAAUGGAUCAGGCAUCCAUAUUUACCCACAGGGAGGCCAGGAAGAAGAAGAUAAAGAUGUCAAGCUCAAAGUUGAGGGGGGCUUGAUACAGUUUGACUUGAACACAAAAGGAAAUUAUGAUUUUGUUGCUGCAAAUGGAGCUGAAUUGGAAUCCAAUAUGCUUGCCUAUAGGAGAUAGAAAAUUUUAUAUAUAAUGUCUUACACUUAAUUUGAUGACAUAAAAGUCACCUUUUACUGCCUGCUUUAUAUAUGUUUGUAUUGAGUUUUAACAAUUGUAGCCAACAGAUGUAUAAUAUACCUUUACU
Molecule: messenger RNA, 994 nt
Organism: Corylus avellana
Lineage: Eukaryota; Viridiplantae; Streptophyta; Magnoliopsida; Fagales; Betulaceae
Product: Homeodomain-like superfamily protein
Molecular function (GO): DNA-binding transcription factor activity; DNA binding
Source: RefSeq, a predicted model, not a curated record